This is a messenger RNA of Phalacrocorax carbo (great cormorant), 5077 nucleotides long. Lineage: Eukaryota; Metazoa; Chordata; Aves; Suliformes; Phalacrocoracidae. The record is from RefSeq and is a predicted model, not a curated record.
CGGUGUCGGGUGGAAGUGACGUCUGGCGGAAGUGGCUGCGCGGCGCUCUGCGCGUGCGCGGCGGCGGCUGCAGCUGCUGGCCGGAGAUUGCCUGAAUCAUGGAGAAGUUUGGCAUGAACUUUGGAGGUGGCCCGAGUAAAAAAGAUCUUCUAGAGACUAUUGAAUCACAGAAGAAGCAGCUUCUUCAGUACCAGGUUCGGCUGAAGGAUGUCGUCAGAGCCUACAAGAGCCUGCUUAAAGAGAAGGAAGCCUUGGAAGCCAGCUUGAAAGUACUGUCCGUGUCUCACGAGGCAGACAUUGGCUUGAGCGGUGCUCAGCCUGCAUCUGUGGCCAGCUCCAGCUCUUCCUUUGCCGAUUCCGCUGAUGACAGGAGCUCGGUUCACAGCGAAGAUAGCGUGGGGACGGCUACCAGUGCAGACACUGCUGCCAGUCUGGCCAGUACCAAGGGCGAACCAGGGCCCGAGGAUGACAAGCCCACGGCCGCCACUUCCUCUCUUAAAUCAGAAGAGACGAGCGGUUCAGAGAGCGGCGUCAGCACGAGCAGCGGGGAUGUGCCAUCUGCUGCUAGCGAGGCUGAUAAAAGAGUGCUCCAGCUGAAGACCCAGCUGGCCACUUUGACCAGUGCUCUGUCAACAGUCACGCAGGAGAAGUCCCGCAUGGAAGCCUCCUACCAAGCAGACAAGAAGAAGAUGAAGCAGGACCUGGAUGACGCCAUUAAGAAAGCAGAGGGUGAGACCGAGAAGCUGGAGGCAGAGCUGAAGUCUGUCCAGGAACAGCUAGCCGAGACCAAAGCCCGUCUGAUCACGCAGCAGCAUGACCGAGCCCAAGAACAGAGCGACCACGCCGUCAUGCUGCGAGAGCUACAGAAGCUGCUGCAGAACGAGAGGGCUUUGCGCCAGGACGCGGAGCUGAAGCUGGAGGAGACCAGGGAGACGUUGGCCGGCAGGGCGUGCAUGGCUGACCGCGCGGAGGGGUACGAGCUGCAGAUCAAGCAGCUGAGCCAGGAGGUGGAAGACCUGAAGAGAAAGCUGCAAGCUGUUCAGGAGGAGAGCAACAAGCCGGACCCCCGGGUACAGGAUCUGCAGGAGGAGAUGGCCAGCCUUAAAAACCACUUCCAAGUGCAGCUGCUGCAGGAGAUGAGGAAGACCGCACAGGCAGAGGAGCAGCUCCGCCAGCACGCCCAGAUGGAGGAGCGGCGAGUGGCCGACCUGGAGGGCCAAGUCUCCGAAGUGUCAGAACUACUCGGGACUUACGAAAAAGCCAAGCAGAAAGACCAAGCGGUCAUUCAGAAGCUGAAGGACCGCAUUGUACAGUUGGACCUGGAGAACAAAACCCUGGCCAUCGCUGCCUCCAGCCGAUCCCCUGUUGAUAUCCACGUGGAAGAAGCCAAUCUUGACGUUAAUGUUCUAAAGGAUAAAAUGGAGAAGCUGAAGAAGCUCUUGCAGGCGGCAGCUAAGAAGAGCCAGCCCGCUCUGGACAUCGAGAAGCUGUGUGAGCUGGAACUGCCGAAGGGCACUGAGGCUGGGGAUGGUGAGAAGGCCACUGCUUUGUACUAUCAGCAGGAGCUGAAGCAGCUGAAGGAAGAGUUUGAAAGGUACAAGAUGAGGGCACAAGUGGUUCUCAAGAACAAGUCGGCCAAAGACUGCAAUCUGGCGAAAGAACUGGAGGAAGCUCAAGAGCAGCUGGCUGACCUGAAAGAGAAAUACGUUGUGCUUCAGCUGUCCUCUGAUGAAAUGGAGAAGCAGCACCGGCAAGACAUGGAAGCCAAGAAGCAAGAGUUGUCCCAGCUGCAGCAAAUUCAUAGGCAGGAGUUAGAGCGAUGUCAGCUGGACUACAGGGAGCGGGCACUGAAGCUGGAGGAGGAGAUGCACAAGCAGCGGGACCGAGCACUGGCGGUGCUGGCAGAAAAGGACCAAGAGCUGGAGCAGCUGAGAUCUGUCAUGUUGCCUUACGGGCUUCAAGGAUCCAAAAACUACCUACUGUCAGGGACCGACGUUACUAGCAACGACUCAUCGGGUAACGAUUCUUCGGAGAUUCUCCCCCAGGCUCUUCACCUCUCCGCCACCAGCGAGCCCACCUUCUUCUUGUACGCGGAGCAGCUGGCUCGCAAAGAAGUGGAGAUUGUAGCGCUGAGGAAGCAGAAGCACAAGCUGGAAAUGCAAGUUCACCAGCUCCAGGAGAAAAUCUUGGUUGAGGAGGAGAAGCACCGGGAAGAGGUAUCUGCACUUCAAAGCGAAAUUGAGAAGAAUUUCAGAGAUAAGAGCAGGGAGGGAGCCAACCUGGAGUACCUCAAGAACAUCGUCUAUAGAUUUUUGACACUGCCAGAUUCCCUUGGCCGCCAGCAGACUCUAACUGCCAUAUUGACUAUUCUGCAUUUCAGCCCAGAAGAAAAGCAGACUAUUACAAAACAGUCGACUUACAGCAGCUGGUGGCUUUCUGGGAAGAGAUGAGAUGGUAGCUUUUAUUCCAAACUGCUUUUGCACAGUAACACGUUUCUGAUGAUUAACUAAGACCGCUUCACUUGUGGUGUAACCUCUUUCCAGCCGGGCGAUGGAGCAGGGAGCUUUCAGCAAAGAAUUGGGCUUAAACUAGUGCUCUUGGCACUAAUUGGAAGUAGAAUUGUGCCAACUGUUCCGGUAGGACCACAGCGCUCUCUUGCUCUCUGGUGGGAGAAUUUGCUCUGAGUUGGAACUUGAUUUAAAAAAAAUAAUAAUUUGAAGAUACUGAUGCUUUUUUUUAAACACAAUUUUUAAAAGAUCCCUACCUGUCAGGCAUGGGGUGAGGAGCUCGGUUAGAGUGGAACUUGCUCGUAUCUUCAAACACCAGACAGGCUUGUGAUUCAAAAGAUGUAAAGGGGAGGGGGGAAGCACUUAACAUGGUGCUAAAAUAAGACAAAGAGCUGAAACCCCGCAAGAAGGAUGAGUCUUAACUACCAGCAUCAUCCAAAUGCAGAAAACCUUGAACAAUUUCUCAAAAGUUUGGGGUUUUUUAACUUAGAGCCAAAUUUAUACCAGUGGAUACAGCAGCUCCUCGUAGCACCGGGGACCAUCCGAUGGCACUGCGUGUUACGGCGUGCCCUCGGUGUUGACCGGGGAUUCUCUCUGCAGCUACCGGUGUCCCGGGAAGGAGGAAAGAUCUCCGAAGAGUUUAACAGCCUGAGCCCUUGUAACUGCAGUGGUGCAAGCAGCGAUUCCCCAGCGGGGUCAAACCAGCAGGCGCUCUGUAGCAGUUCUUUAGAGCAGACACCGGAGCCUUCUGACCCUCUUUGAGGCGGGAACCAUGGUGCUGCAGAAAACAGAGGAAAGGCUGGAAUAGGCACGUUGACCCUUCAGCAGCCAUUUUCUGAGCAUGUGGGAGUUUUGGUGAGGUUUUGGAUAUUCUGCAGUGGUGUUUUUGGGAGCAUUUUGGGAGCGAGGCAUUGCCCCUGCUGGGAUAGAAGCAGCAAGCAGCAGCGAGGGGCAGAAGCGAACAGCUCUGGGGGCGGCGUGUGCCCUGGGCUUGCAGUAAACACUGCGUGAGGGCGAAGAUCGGGCCUGCUGCUGCGCAGACCUUGAGGGUUUUGCGUAACCCUUGCGAAUUGGUGAGCACGGCAGGAAGGAAGCCAAAAUAUUUUGAAACACCUCAGGCUUUGAGGGACCGCCGUCAGCUCCGCGCUGGCACGCCUGCCUUGUGCGGUGGUGCUCCGGAUCUGCCGGCUCCCGACGCCUUAGACCCGGAAUGACUGGGCUGGAAGCCCCGGCUCGGUGGCGAGGUGGCUGUAACAGCUGUUUUGGGAAUGGUUGCAAGACUUAAAACCAGACCGUGUGUUUUGAAUAUCAGUGGACUGUGAGAGAAGGGUCAGGGCCUCGGGGGGCUGCGGCGUGCAGCUGUGGGUGUGCUGGCGGAGCUGCCAGCUCCUGCCCCUGAGCUGGGGAGGGCAGCUGGCGGGCUCCGUGCAAGGCCAGCGCUGGCAUGAGCAGACUCCUCUCUGCUCUGCUGGGGCAGGAAUCUGACUUUCCUUUUGUGGUUUGAGCUCUGUGCUCGGGUGCCUUGAGGGCCGACAGGCUGAGAAGGGGGAACGUGCUGUUUCCCCCUCAAAGCCCGUGUUUUCACCGGUCGCAGGGCUAGGGCAGCCGCCGGCUUUACCCUGGUGCCUUCCCUUCGCCUUCCGUCUCCCCUCUGCCAGGCUGAGGGUUGAGACAAGGGAAGCAGCCCCCUGUCUGGAGGGACAGGCUGAGUCCCUGGGGAUCUCCCCAGCCGGUCCCCUGGGUACCGGGGCCGCUAGAGGGCACCCACCAGUUGCCCAGUCCUCAGGGAGAGGGACCCUAGGGUGCAGCAUCCCUCCCGCUGCAGCCAGCCCGGGCGCUGCCAGGGCCUGCUCCCCCGGGACGGGACCUGCCUCUGCGAAGUGGCGCACAGGGAGAGCAGCAGGUGGCACGCGGAGGCUCAGCGACCGCCGCCGAGGCUGGGUCCUGCCUGGUCCACAUGGCCGGGGGGCAACGCUGCAUCUCAGGGCAGCUCGCGCGGGGGCUUCGGCUCCCGCAGGUGGGAGAGAUUCUGUGGGGUCAGCGGGGCGGGUCUCUCUGUCCCAAACGCUGUUGGCUGCUCCGGAGGUCUGGGGGAGGGCGCCGAGGCUUUCUGUAACAAAGGUCUUGCAAGGUUGGGAGGAAUUGAAAUGAGCACAGCAGCUAUUGUGUGUCCAGUGCUGCCUGUGGGCAUUAAGUCACCCGAAAUGGGAAGGAGCAUCUCUGUGAGGCCGGAAGAGCCGUGCUGACUGGAUCUCCUGGAGAAGCGCCCGUUGGGAAGCGUUUGUGCUGGUAUUUAGAUGGUCACUACUCUCUGAAAACCUGGGAGGGAUGUUUUGCUCCCAGAGAUGCUGGGCGGUUGCCUGCAGCCCUUGCAACUGGCUACUCCCAGCUGUGCUUGUACCAAAGCUUCGAGAGCUUUCUCAUCUGCGUAGGCAAAAUCUCACCUCAGGUUUUUUUUCAUGCACCUGCUUUGUUUUUAAUUAAAGCUUGGCUGCUGAAGCACAACUUCCCAGUCCCAGAGUACAGGGAGAGUGUUUGUAAACACUGACAUUAAAUCUUGUUAUAACAAU